Molecule: messenger RNA, 5101 nt
Organism: Panonychus citri (citrus red mite)
Lineage: Eukaryota; Metazoa; Arthropoda; Arachnida; Trombidiformes; Tetranychidae
Product: G-protein coupled receptor-associated protein LMBRD2-like
Cellular component (GO): membrane
Molecular function (GO): kinase activity
Source: RefSeq, a predicted model, not a curated record
CUAAUUAAUUGUUCUUAGUUAAUUGUUAAUUUGUGAACCAAUUUCGAUCUGAUUAUUGGUGUAACAUUAAUUAUGAUCUGAUGGUUAUUUAUGAGAAUUGGAUUUCGAUUUUGUUUUCCUUUUCUCUUCUUCUUUCAAAUGUUUCAUGUUUAUCUUUUUCUCUCUCUCUCUGAUGUUUUCUGAUUCCAUUUAAUUUUACCUUCAUUUGUUUUUCUCAUUCAAUUAUUAUUAUCUUUUCCAUCGUCAUCAUCAUCAAUUUGUUGGAAAAUUUAAUUAAUUAAAUAACCAUCGAUUGUUUAUUCAAUUGUUUAUCAUCCAGUUUAUUUCUUUCCUUAAUCAGGUUAAUUGGAUUUGUUUAAAUCUUGUGUUGAAUUUUUGUUCUUUUUGUGGAAUUUUUUUUUUCUUCUCUUUUCUCUUCUAAUUCUCAUCAUCUUCUCAAUUAUAACCAUGACCCUAUGGCCAUUAACUCUGGAAAUUAUUACCACAUUUCUUUUAUCUAGUCUUUUACUUUACCGAUAUGGUAAUUGGACGGAACAAUCAAUCGGUGUGACAAUUUCUGUUUUCAUUGCUUGGUUUUUUUCCUUCAUUGUGAUUUUUAUACUGCCUCUUGAUAUAAGCUCGACUGCUUAUCGACAAUGUUUACUUGAAGUAAACGCAACCAGAUCAACAACAACAACAACAACAACAACCACAACCACUACAACUACAACUACAACUGUCCCUCCGAUAACAACUUCACCUUUUAUAAAUGUAACUCAUCCAUCGCUUCAAAAUCUUACCACAUUGUCACCCAGUAACACCACAGGAAAUGGUACUGGUGGUGGUGAAGAUGAUGAGAAAAUAAUUGAGGAGAUAUGUGGUCAUCCAUGGAGCUAUGCUCAGAAAGAUGUUCUUUCCACCCUUUGGGGUUUAGUCUAUUGGUCAAUCCAAGCUCUUACAUGGGGAAUCUUACCAAUAAUGCAAAGCUAUUCAAUGGCUGGAGAUUUUACCAAAUUCGGUAAAAUAAAGUCCGCUUUUGUCGCUAAUGCCAUUUACUAUGGUUCCUUUGCCAUCAUCUUUUUCUUCAUUCUUAUCUAUGUUGCUCUGCGAACUUCAUUGGGUUGGGCUGAACUUAAAGUGAUCUGUACAACAGCGUCAAAUACUUGGGGGUUAUUUCUAUUGGUUGUGCUUCUUGGUUAUGGUCUGGUUGAGAUUCCUCGAAGUUGUUUUAACACCUCACUUCAUGGACGAACGCAAACUUAUGUCUAUUUUAGAGUUGCCAAGUUGAGUGUGGAAAAAAUUGAAGCCGAUGAAAGAUUGGAAGAUGUUCUAGAUGAAAUUAAUUGUGCCUAUCAGGCAAUUUCUCCCAAUAAUACUCGAUUCCGUUUAUUUAUUAAUGAAAUUUUGGACAAAUGUCCAAACGAGUGGAGAAACAAUUUACUCUCUCGAUAUCAGAAUCUUGAUCGUACCUCAUCAGCGGCAAUACGAUCUUCAAGUGGAGUUGUUUACACAGAGAAAUCUCUCAUUCGGAUGAAUCAACAAAUUAAAAAAGCCGUUCAAGAUCAUCAUCGAGUUCAUUGUCAGUGGGACAAUUUAAUCAACAAAGCCAUCGAUUGGGAGGAUGUGUCACGUAAUCAACUGAGCCAAAGUCAAACAUUCAAAUCUACCCUGAAAAGAAAUCCACCCGAAUCAUCAUUAAUCCGAUUCUUUUACCAAAACAUUUACUCACCUCGAAUCGAAUGGUACUGGAAAUGUGCCGUUCGAGGUCCAUUAUUCCGGUGUUUAGCUUAUGUGACCGGAGCUUUAUCACUGAUGGUCAUUUGGUCUGAAAUGACCUUCUCAAUUCAUCAUCCACCUUUAAGCAUAUUCGCUAGUAUAUUUAUUUCUCUUAAAUCGAAUCAUAAUUAUUUCUUUAUUGAGUUCAUCUCAAUCAUGUCCAUCGCGUACCUUUGUGUGUGUACAUAUUAUACGGUGUUUAAAAUAAGAAUAUUUAAUUACUACUAUUUAGCUCCUCAUCAUCAAACUGAUGAAUAUUCCCUCAUCUUUUCCGGAAUGUUAUUAUGUCGAUUAACUCCUCCACUUUGUCUAAAUAUUCUUGGCCUGAUUAAUCUCGAUUCUCAUAUAACCAAAACCGCUGAUCAGGAAGAAGCUUCUUUCACUAAGGUCAUGGGUCACAUGGACGUAGUUCCACUUAUUCGUGAUGGUUUUAACAUUUAUCUUCCAAUUGUUAUGUGUAUCUUUUGUUUGGCUACGGUUUUACAAUUUGGUUCACGAUUACUUCAUUUCAUGGGUAUUGAACAAUUUAUCAUGGACGAUGAGACAACCUCUGAACUUAUCAGAGAGGGUAAAGAAUUGGUUACUCGGGAAAAGAAUAAAAAAAUUCGAUUAGAAGAAGGAAGUAAUUUAAAUCGAGAAAGACGCGGAUUAACUGGAUAUUCAUCUACUCGAUCAACUAAUCAAACACAAUCAGGAUUUAAUGUAGAACCCGAUGAACCAACAGUUCGAACCAAUCGAUCUCAAGGUGAAUAUCGUGACACUGGUAAGACGGAAUUACUUAAUGACGUUGAACCAAUCGACUAUUCGAGUAUAUCAUCAACACCGAAAGAUUUAUAUCAUCGAUCUUUCGAACCUCGUCAACCUCCGACUAAUCUAUUCGAUGAUGUUAAUAACAAAAGAAAUUCGUUUUUAAUCAAUCUCACAAUCGACAUCAUGACAUUACCAACAACCGUUAAUCUUGUUAAUCACAAUUUAUCACCAACACCUCGUAAUCGUAGACUGUUAAUCUUAAUCAAUCCUUUCAGUGGUUCUGGUAAAGCUCCGGGUAAAUUCAGGAAAAAAGUGCAACCCCUUCUUGAAGAAGCAGAUAUUACCCAUCAGGUGAUCACAACCAAUUACAAAAACGGUGCUCUCGACCUGAUCAGAGAUCUAACCGAUAUCUACCAUUGGGAUGGUAUUGUCGUUGUCUCCGGCGAUGGCCUCUUAUUUGAAGUUUUUAAUGGACUAAUGUCACGAGAUGAUUGGCAGAAAGCGAUUCAAAUACCUGUUGGUAUAAUUCCUGCUGGCUCAGGGAAUGGAUUAUCAGCUACUCUUGAAUAUAAGACAAGUCCAAACAACUCGAUUGAUCCGAUAAUCUCUGGAACCUUAAAUGUUAUCGUUGGAAAACCAUGUCCACUUGAUCUGGUUGAAGUCGCGAUGCCAAGGCAAAAGAUUUACUCAUUUCUCUCAGUGGGCUGGGGAUUAAUUGCCGAUAUUGACAUCGAAUCGGAAGGACUUCGAUUCAUUGGUGUCCGUUUUGUUUUAUGGUCAAUCUACCGUAGUAUUGUUCCGAAAACUUAUCGUGGUAGAUUAAGUUAUUUACCGAUUGAUAGUAAAAAGUUAAUCAGCCUUAACCAGAAGCACAAUUCAUCGGAUAACAUUAAAAUCGAGGUGAACACCAAUCAAGGCGGUGAUGUAACUGAUUCAUCAACAAUCCAACGUUCAUUCAAUCCUUCAUCAAAUGGAAACUCAUCUUCAAUUGAAGAUACUCUUCAAGAUAUUUCUGAUAAUGAUGAUGAUGAUGGUGGGGAUGAUGUUCGUUCAUCUCCAUCUCCUAAUCAAGAUUAUUAUAUUCCACCCUUAUGGGAAGAUGUACCCUCCAAUUGGGUAACAAUUGAAGAUGAUUUUAUAAUGGUACAAUCAUCUAGUCAAUCUCACCUUUCACCUACUGUUCAUUUUGCACCAGAAUCUGAAUUAGCCGAUGGUGUUAUCUGGUUAGCAUAUUUAACCAGUAAAGUAUCAAUUAAAAAUCUUCUUCGUUUCCUUUCAUCUCUUGAAACCGCUCGUCACAUUGACCUACCCUACCUUAAAUGGAUACCCGUUCGUGCUUAUCGAUUAGAACCUUUAACACCCAAUGGAAUCAUUUCAAUCGAUGGUGAAUCUUUCAAUGCUGAACCUUGUCAAGUUCAAGUGCUUCCAUCAAUGGGGAAAAUUUUCAAACGUGAUGAUAUGAACCAGAUACCUUGAUCCAUACGAAUGUAAUAAUAAUCAUCAUCAUCAUCAUUUGAGAGAGAGAGAGAGAGGGAAACUCCUAUUUAUAUAUGAAUAGGGAGACGAUGAUUAUUGGAGAAGGGAAAAGAAGACACAAAAAUAUAAGUGAGAAUCACAAUGAUGAUUAAUUUAAUCAUCAAAAUUAACUAAACACAAAAUCGAAAGGAAAAUGAAUGAUAAUGGAAACUUCAAAAAAAUAUUAUCAAACUUGUCUCGCCCUUACCUGCCCAAUUAUAUAAAUACACACAAAGAUUAUUGUGUGUUAUUAUAUUUCCAUCUUCCCAUCAUCAUCUUCUCAUUGCUCUCUCUCUCUCUCUCUCUCUCUCUCUCUCUACCUUGUAAAAAUUUUCUUCCUUUUUUAUAUUUCUCAAGACUUUUGCCAUGUUUGGAUUCACAAGGAAAAAUUCAUGAUGAAAUCAAUGAAGCGCUGAAUUGUCUUACAUGAUGAAAGGAACAUUGGAAAGGAUUAUUACCAUGAAAUUUGAAUGAUGAUGAAAAAAUUGCAUUUUACUCAACAACAAUCAACAAUAACAUCUAAACAAUCACGUAACAAUUAACGCUGAGAAACAACAACAAUUACAUGACAUGGUUUUCUCUCUGGACUUUUUUUUCUUGCUCUAAACUUAUAACAAUGAACAACAACAACAACAACAUAAUUAAUUUAUUACGUUGUUUCAAUUUUGAUUCACAAGCAAGUUUUUCCUUUCUCAACAACAACAACAAUUAUCCUCACAAUCAACUUAAUCAUCUCUUUAAACAUGUAUCAUAAUAUAAAGAUAAUUGAUCAUUCAAUUGAUGCCUGAUUAUCAUUUUACAUUAUCAAACUUACUCUGAGUAUCAUUGAAGGUAAAAUGAUGAAAGUUGAAUCAAGAAUUUGAUUGUUGUCUUUUUUUUAACGAAAAUCAACUAAUUAACAAUUUAUGUAAACUUCCAACUACUACAAUUUAGUUGAUCAACUUGUUUCUCUUUUUUAGAACUCAAAUUUGCAACCAUUGAUUAACUAAUUGUAAUAAAAAUAAUCAUCAUUCCAAUGAGAACCUUUUUUUUUACUUAAACAAUUAAAACUCAAUAAACAAUAGAAUCACUUGAUUAGCAA